This is a messenger RNA of Sorex araneus (European shrew), 3761 nucleotides long. Its product is annotated as torsin-1A-interacting protein 2-like. The coding region runs from base 243 to 1859 and encodes 538 amino acids. NCBI's taxonomy places the organism in Eukaryota, Metazoa, Chordata, Mammalia, Eulipotyphla, Soricidae. Gene Ontology annotation, cellular component: membrane. The transcript has 6 exons. Gene Ontology annotation, molecular function: ATPase activator activity. The record is from RefSeq and is a predicted model, not a curated record. Gene Ontology annotation, biological process: membrane organization.
GUGCCCGCUGCCUUCCCAGCUGCCGCCGCAUCCGCCUCCCGAGAGCGAACAGCUGCCCGGAGGCCGCGCCAGGCCCGCCCGCCCACCGCCCUCCACGCGCCGAGGCCCUGGGACUUGGCCACCAUCAGCGUCUUGGCGCUGGGUCUGCGGGGAGCAUGGCUGUGUGGGGACAGGGGCCCUGAAGACGGCAAGAUCUAAGCGGGCACUAAACUCAGAGCAGCCCGAAGAGCUAGCCCACAGCCAUGGCCGACAGAGGACUUAGGGGACGUCCUGAGGAACCCCCAAAGGACGGUGAACCGCGAAGCACCUCAGAAAAUCUGGGCCCGGAGCUGCCCGGGCCGGGGGAGGCCCCCCGUCCUCCCUGUGACAAGGCAGGCCGGGCCCAGGGCCUGGAAGACCCCCAGGCCUUUCCCUGUGAAGAGGUUGGCAGGGCUGAGGCACCCCCUGAACAAGCAGGGGACGCCCGUGCUGAGCUCCCCUCUGUCCAGGCGUCCCGGGAGACAGUGAGGCAACAGCGGCUGCCACCGGUAUCAGACUCUGAGAAGGAUUUGGGGAAAGAGUCGGCAACCUGCCCACCAGCCCAGAACACCCCAGCGCCGGCCAGCAUGGGGGGAGCAGCUCAGCCGGGGACCCCCAACCCUUAUCCCCUCCCGGGCUGCUCGGAGGUGGAGGAAAUAGGCCCCGUGAGCGGAGACCCAGAGCGCGGGGCAGGAGGUCCUGCUGGAACCAACGAUGCAGAACCCCCAAAGGAUGGUGAACCUCGAAGCACCUCAGAAAACCUGAGCCCAGAGCUGCCCGGGCCAGGGGAGGCCCCCCGUCCUCCCUGUGACAAGGCAGGCCGGGCCCAGGGCCUGGAAGACCCCCAGGCCUUUCCCUGUGAAGAGGUCGGCAGGGCCGAGGCACCCCCCGAGCGAGCAGGGGACCCCCCUGCUGAGGUGUCCGCUGCCCAGGUGUCCCAGGAGACAGUGAGGCAACGGCGGCUGCCACCGGUAUCAGAAGCUGAAGGUCAACGCCAAGAACCACAGCGACUGGAAGAACAGAGAGAAGGCGGGCCGGACACCGGGAGGAAGAUCAAUCUCCAGGGUAUUUUGAGAUGGGGCCUGUUCUGCUUCUCUGUGGCCCUGGUCGCCGUCGUUUCCCUCAACAGCUUCUACGCGUCUUCGGCCCAGCGGGCCGAGCGGAAGCCCGCCGUGGACGCCUUCCUGGCGCAGUUCAGCCGGCUGCCGGAGAGGUACCCGGGCCAGAGCCCCUACCUGUGGCAGAGGGGCCGCAGGUUCCUGCAGAAGCACCUCAACGCCUCCAGCCCCACUGAGCCGGCCACCCUGCUGCUGGCCGCCGCCCGCAACGGCCGCCAGACCCUCCGCUGUCUGGGCCGCCAGCUGGCCGACGCCUACACCGCCGCCCAGAACGUGGCGUCCAUCCGCCUGGACGGCGCGGCCCGUGGGGCGCAGGACAGCGACACGGUGAAGCUCUGGGUGGACCUGGAGCUGAGCCGGGGCUUCGAGGGCGGCCAGAAGGCGGCCGUGGUGCACGGGUUCGAGUCGCUGCCCGCCGGCGCCACCCUCAUCUUCUACAAGUACUGCGACCACGAGCACGCGGCCUUCAAGGACGUGGCGCUGGUGCUCACCGUCCUGCUGGACGACGAGGCUCUGGCGGCCGGCCUGGGCCCCCGGGAGACGGAGGAGAAGGUGCGAGACCUGCUCUGGGCGCGGUUCACCAAUGCCGGCGCGCCCAGCGCCCACAACCGCAUGGACGCUGACAAGCUGAGUGGGCUCUGGAGCCGCAUCUCGCACCUGGUCCUGCCAGUGCAGCCCGUGAUGGGCAUCGAGGAGCACGGCUGCCCCGGGGCCCUCAGCUAGACGGGGGGGCGGGGCGUGUGGGUAGGGGCGGGGCCCGGGGCGGGGCGUGUGGGUAGGGGCGGGGCGUGGGGGGCGGCACCCGGGAGCCUCAGACACGGGAGACGCAGCAGAACCGAGUCAGAAGCCCAUUGUUCAGCUGCAAACUCGCUCGCUCGCGUUCAGGGAACGCCCCCGCCCUGCCGCCCAGUUUCCCCUAAAACUCAGGUCGGCCCAGCGGACGGGCCCCCGGGAGGCUGUCAUCGCCCGGGGUGCACCCUCCUUGCCUUCGGGGCCGAUGGGGACCCUGGACAGAGCCAUUACAGGCCUGUCACCAACGCCAAGGCUGAUUUGGAGCAGGGGCUGGAGCGAGAGCACAGCGGGGAGGGCGUUGGCCUGGCACGCGGGCGACCCGGGUUCGAUUCCCAGCAUCCCAUAGGGUCCCCCGAGCACCGUCAGGGGUGAUUCCUGAGUGCAGAGCCAGGAGGAACCCCUGUGCGUCGCCGGGUGGGACCCAAAAAGAAAAAAAAAAUGUCUAGCACAUAGUAGGUGGCUUUUCAGAGGCACCUGGGUAACCUGCAGGGGGGAAGCAAUCGGCUGCUGAUUUGCACUUUUGAAUAAGGAGCUAGGAAGCCCUGUGUUUAACUGCACGCUCCCUCGGGACUGUGAUUGUAUUCCGUUCAUGAGCUAAGUUGGAAAUGCUGCUUAUUUGCAAGGAAUCUUCUAUUAUUUGGGGCGAGGGGGUGUUGAGGUACAUGGUCUUCCAAAAGCUUCACCCCAAACCCCCAGCAGGAAAUAAACAUUGGAGGACCAGAGUGAUAGCACAGCAGGGAGGGCAUUUGCCUUGCAUGCAGCCGACCCACGUUCGAUCCCCAGCAUCCCAUAGGGUUCCCCGAGCACCGCCAGGAGUGAUUCCUGAGUGCAGAUCCAGGAGUCAGCCCUGAGCAUCGCCGGGUGGGACCCAAAAAGCAAAGCAAAAAGAAUGUAGGAUUAUUUUAUAGAUGCACUAGUUUUGUUUCGCUUGGGGCCACACCUGGAAGUGCUCUGGGACUGCUCCUUUCUCUGUGCUCAGGAAUGGCCCCUGGCAGUACCAGGGACCCCCAACACCAGCGUGAUGACCCCUAGUACCAGAGUUGCCUUGAGAAAUGCCUGAGCUGACCCCGCCCCCUGCUGCUCUACCCCGACCCCAGAUCUGCGCCACUGAUCAAUUCAGAUCACAAUUGAAACAAAGAUUUCUAAUUUCUCUGUUCGAUUCAAGGUGGUUUUGCAUUUCAGUAUGAUUUAGAACAAUUUCAAAGAGCCAAUUUUUAAAAAGAUGUUUUCGCUUCUAUAAGCCUCCAGGGUUGGUCUAAUCCCAAGCGACAAUGUUCAGUAUUUCUGCUGCUACUUCCAAGUCAUUAAAAAAAAAAAGAAAAAAGCAGAAUAUUUACUCUGGGUCACCUUAGGAACAAGAUGAUUAUUUUUAAAGCCAAAUUUUAUAUUGUAUUUAAAUUUUUUUCAGAUCAUUAAAAUCUCACCUGAAUGUAUUCGUAGUUCCAUUUUCUGGUUUCAGAACCGUGGUCAAGUUUCUGCGUUUUCUCUUUUGCAUCUGUUUUUUUCUUCUUUAUUUCCUUUCUCUCUCCUCCCCGUCCCCCAAACUCCCUUUCUUUUGCUUCUAGUAGCUGAACUUUCGUGAGCAGAUGAAUUCGGCCUAUUACCUUAUACCAGCCCUUCUCAGCCAAUCAUUUUCAAGCUGAAUCCGGAAGUAAAUGUCUAUCUCUAUACUAAACACCUGGUUCACCAGAAUCUCAGCAUUUUCUCAUUCAGACAGUGAUUGGGGGUAUCCGUGCAUACACCAGUGCUUACUUGUUAUUGAGAAACUAGUUGCGUUCGUGCUCAAGUGAUAGAAAUUAUGUAUUGAGUGAUCUAGGGGCAGGGUGGGGGUCA